Molecule: messenger RNA, 855 nt
Organism: Nannizzia gypsea CBS 118893
Lineage: Eukaryota; Fungi; Ascomycota; Eurotiomycetes; Onygenales; Arthrodermataceae
Exons: 3
Coding region: 1-855 (284 amino acids)
Source: RefSeq, a predicted model, not a curated record
AUGAACAGGUACAGAAAUAUACCCGGGCGGGCUGCUCCGUCGAAGGCGUCCCCGACGACCGUCUGUCAGAAGUGCCUGAAAAAAGAUAGCUACGAAUGCACUACACAGCUCCAGGAGAGGCCGUACGGUGCUAGGCCGUCACGGACACAGCAGCUGUCAAACCCACGGCUGCGGCCACAGCUAUCGACAGAGGUGCCGAACGAUUUACUCAGGACUAAAGGGGUUGCUGAUGAGCAGUUGCGUCGAGCAAAGGAGGAACGGUCAAGGCUGAGCCCGAGUCGAAGCCCAAGUAGAGAUAGGGACCAUGGAGAUGCUGGCCGAAGCUCACGGAAGAGAGCCAGGUCGGUAUCCUCGUGCUCAUCGGUGUCGACAAUAUCAACCAGCCGUUCACGUUCGCGUUCGCCUCCGAGACGUACAAUGCAGGACCCACUGCCUUCACGGUCAAGCGUUCGCUCUCCAGCCAGCAGGGGGAGAUCAGAAAUGGAUGGGCCGGGUGACGAGUCCGAUGCUUCUGGUGGCCGUAUAAGAGAGACUCGACGCCGAGAAGGCGACCACCACUCUCGUCGACACCGGCGGACUCGAUAUUCAGACUCCCCCGAGCCAUACAGACGCCGUGAUAGAUCCAGAUCGAGGGAGGACAAAUCACGCAAGAGCAGGCGCUCACACAGGGAACGAGAAAGGUCCGUUAACGAUGAUGACAGACAUGAUACGCCAAAUUCGCGUGAUGGAGCACCCAGCCGUCCUUAUGUCGAAAGACAGCCUGUCCGGAAUAACUCUCCACCUCGGCAGAGAAGCCUAAGCCCAUAUAGCAAACGUCUUGCGCUCACGCAGGCCAUGAAUGCGCCAGGUAGAUAG